Messenger RNA from Brenthis ino (lesser marbled fritillary), 2973 nucleotides. The record is from the annotation of a GenBank genome assembly. Lineage: Eukaryota; Metazoa; Arthropoda; Insecta; Lepidoptera; Nymphalidae.
AUGAAAAAGAUUUGCGUUGAGAGGAGACGUAAGGUUAAAAAGAGGCAGGGUAUUUGUUUGUAUUUACUGGGAAGUACAGAACAAUUAGCUCUUAGGGCUAGGAUGUCAGUGUUGAAUCAGAGUGGAGAAGAGCAGGUGGAAUGUCCCCUGUGUAUGGAACCCUUGGAGGUGGACGAUCUCCACUUCUAUCCGUGCACAUGUGGUUAUCAAAUAUGCAGAUUUUGUUGGAAUCGUAUUCGGGAGGGAGAGAACGGUUUGUGUCCAGCAUGUCGGAAGGCCUACCCGGAGAACCCGGCAGACUUCACUCCUCUCAGUCAAGAGCAGGUAGCGGCAAUAAAGACGGAGAAGAAGGCGCGCGAACAGAAGCGGCGCAACAAGACGUUAGAGUCGCGGCGCGCGCUCGCCAACGUGCGCGUCGUGCAGAACAACCUGGUGUUCGUCGUCGGACUGCCCGUGCGCCUCGCCGACCCAGAGAUUCUCAAACGGCAAGAGUACUUUGGAAAGUAUGGCAAAAUUCACAAAGUAGUUAUAAACCAAAGUACUGCAUACGCAGGGUCACAGGGUCCGUCCGCGUCCGCGUACGUGACGUACGUGUCGCCGUCGGACGCGCUGCGCGCCAUACAGGGCGUGAACAACGUGACGCUGGACGGCCGCGUGCUGAAGGGCUCGCUCGGCACCACCAAGUACUGCGCCAACUUCAUGAAGAACCAGCCCUGUCCGAAGCCCGACUGCAUGUACCUGCACGAGCUAGGUGAUCCAAAGGCGUCGUUCACGAAAGAGGAGAUGCACGCGGGCCUGCACCAGGUGUACGAGCGGCGGCUGCACACGCAGCUGCUGCAGCGCGACCGACCCGACCGCGGGGAUGAGAAGCAAGAUGGCAGUUCUAGUACGAAUGCAGAAAAUGGCAGUAAAACUAAAGAUGGCAAUCAAUCUAACUUUAUACCGACAACAGUGGUCACAUCGUCUCAAAUAAAUGUAGUCAGCACGUCGAAAUCAAAGAAGGAAACAGUGAAUGGUACAAGUAAUAACCAAAACGGUAACAGUAACGGUAACACUAGCGGUAACGGUAAUGGGAACAGUAAUAGCAAUAGCAACGGCAAAGAGGCGUGGCCGAGCCUGGCGUGCUCACCGCCCGCCGACAGCCCCAAGCGGCCUAGUCCUGAACCACAUGCAGUUAACUCACAAGAAAACGGCACAUCAGAAUCUUCCAGUCCGACACUCCAAACACAACAAUCUCAAACCAAACACAAAGAAAACCACACAGAUACAAAGUCUAGCAGAAGUAACAAAGACAGCAAUCACACAAACGGUAUCAGCAAAAAGAGCAAAGAAGGCAAAUCUAAACAGAAAAAUAGCAACAGCAUCACACAGGAACCCGAACCAGACCUUCCCGAGAGCAAACCAGAAGAUAAUAGCAUUCAGAAUUCAGUAUUCGAGAACGACUCACAGAGCUAUCUAUCAAACGAAUUGGACGAAUUAGAAUCGGACAGGCACAGUUUGCUGGAAAACCAUGAUUUGUUAGAUAAUAGCGAUCACAGCCUCUUAGAUGAUGAUACUCACAAUUUAUUGAAUGACGCUAACAAUGAAGUUAUGAUGAUGCAGAGGCAUAAAGAAAUGUUAGCAGGGCUCGUUGAUAACCACUUGAUUCCUCAAAUGAAACCAAUCAACGGAUACGGGUUGUUAGAUAGGGAUACUUAUCUUACAAAUGAUAGGCCAUUAAGUCAUAAUCCGGGUCUGAUGGACCAGAAGGAACUGAUGCGCAGCCGGAAUCUGCUCAUGAGACAAAACGAAAUGCUCGCGAGGCAACACAAUGUUAUGGUGGAACCAAAGCACUAUAUGCCCACGCCAAGUAUAGGACUUGAGUCUGCUAGUGAAUUAUUAGGUGCUAAUUUUCAUCCAAAUCACAAUAUGCUUCCACCAUUCGGUAUGAGAGUAGAUAAUUCUAUGGGUUCAAGCGCUUUAGGAAAUAUAAUGACAAACACAUUAACCGCAAAUUCAUUAAACAACCCCAUUACAAACACACUGGCAAACUCUAUGGGUACAAAUAGCAUGUCUGCAAAUUCUAUGGGGAAUACCAUGGGAAACACCAUGGGAAAUUCUUUGGCAAACUCAAUGGGAAAUUCAAUGGGGGCGUUUAUGCUUCGCAAUCAACAGAUGCAACAACAAAUGCAAAAUCAGAUACCAUUGCGAAACGAUCUUCCAAACGGUUUCGAUACGCCACAGGCUAGCGAAGGUCGCUACCAAGCGGAGACAAUGGGCAAGUUCUUCACGGACUUCCACAAGGCGCAACAGAUGCGGCUGCUGCUGGCGCGCGGCGAGGAGCGGCGCCACGACCGCCACGACCUGCCGCACAACAUGCUCAGUGCUGAGCGCUUGGAGAUGGAGCAUAAACAGAGAAUGAACAACAUGCGAGCAAACGAAGGUAUGGGGGCGAGUGCGGGUGGUGCGGCGGGUGCGGGGCGCGCGGCCGGCGACGGAGACGACGAUCUCGACUUCGACCCCUUCAAGGAGACGCAGAAGGCGCUAGCCGAGAUGAUGGAGACCGAAGUCAUGCUCAACACCAUUUCUAGCGGUGACAACAUGGAGCGCGUGCGUCGGUCCCGACUGCCGCCGCCCGGUUUCUCGCACAUGAACACUUUCGGCAUUGGCGUGCCCCGCCACCAGGGACAUCACCAAGGUUACAAUUCCAACAACGCGAUGUUCUCAGAUUGGACCCAAAUGGACCCAGCCAUCAUGUCCACAUCGGUGAACUUCGGCAAAGCUCCACAGAGCGGUCUCAGCCAGCAGCAGCAGGAACUGUUCGCCAGGUUCAACCAUCUCCAAGUGCAGCCGAAUGGGGUCAAACUGCCCCCCUGGCCCCAGCAAAAGCUCCCCUGGCCGCAGCACCCUGCCCCCUACAACGCCAUCCCCCUGCCCCCGGGCUUCGCCCCCACCAAGAAUAACCAACACCCAGCUGAAUGCAUCGACGCCAAG